Molecule: messenger RNA, 2434 nt
Organism: Dermacentor silvarum
Lineage: Eukaryota; Metazoa; Arthropoda; Arachnida; Ixodida; Ixodidae
Exons: 4
Coding region: 232-987 (251 amino acids)
Molecular function (GO): serine-type endopeptidase inhibitor activity
Source: RefSeq, a predicted model, not a curated record
AUCACACAAUAUUUGAACUACGGAAGAUAUGCCUCGUGUCUAUAGCAUUGCGUGCUCGGUGAAGCUCCACCGAUUCUGCUCUAAGAAUCAUCGAAGAUUUUAUUUGCGUUGAAGUCAUCUAAAAUAGAAUUGCGCAAAAAAUACCGCUAACAAUUGUUAUAGCAUAUGUUAGGUUUUAUUACAAUAGUACGAUAAUCGUCCCCACUACAGUAGUGCAGAGAGCCGAAGAACAUGAAGACGCGUAGCGCGAUCUGCUUUUUGGCACUGGUCGCCGUCUCAUCUGCAGUGAAGCCACGGCUGCAUGAUAUUAGAUGCGGUAUCCGUGUCCUGGGCUUCGGAUCUAAAUGCUCAUCAAUGAAAUAUUACUUCGACCGCAGAACAAGCAGCUGUGAGUCGACGUGCUUCCAAGGGGCUCCGUUUAAGUCUACGUCAGAGUGCAAUGAACUUUGCAGAAGCCGGGAAGUAUGCUUCACCAAUCGCCCUGUUAUAAAUUGCGGCUCCGACACGUUUGAUGUUUUCUACUAUAGCGCCCAGAAAGCAAAGUGUUUGCCCGACUUUGGGUGCAAGUACACAGGAAACAGCUUUCCAACUUUAGCAGAAUGCCGACGCACAUGUCGAGAAAGGGCACAGCCACUUGACCAAGCUAAAACGAGUGGAAGUGACGUUUAUAGAAACAACACAAAGCCAUCGCAACAGCAAGCAUCGAAACCCCCAACUGCAACAGGAUUUCCUGUGCAUGCCACUAAGCCAGGCUGGAAUAACGGGGUGGGGUCAGUGACUUCCAGUCAAGCACAGCCGCCGUUUACAAACACGGGAAUGUCCCCAGUAAAUAACCGGCCUAGUGCUCAGAAACCAUGGACGCCAAGUCAUCAGAAUAACGAAAUGGCUUCACCACCUGCACAUAACUCCUGCUACCUCAGUGGAAUGGUGGAGUGGCUUCAACGAUUCCCCAGCGCUCUCAGCCACCACAAUCCAGCACCGCGAUGAAACCAAUAAAUCAUCGAAAACCUAUGGAACAAUCAUGGCCGCCAAGGAAUCAAAAUUUUGGGAUGAUCCCGUCAACUUGGCAGUCGACUCCGCAAUUCUGGAAUGACGGAAUGGUGCCACCAGAUUUCCAGCAGGGCUCACUCUACGAACGGAAUUGAAUAGGAAGACGGAACGAAGUACAGCCGGUGCAGCAACCCUGGAUUUUGAUGGUCUCUAACAACAGCAUCAUGUCUGCGACACCAGCACAGUCAACGCCGCAGCAGUGGAGCAGUGCAUUAGUGUCAAGUGGACAGCAAAGUUCACAGCAGCAGCCGAAAAACGGAAUAGCAAGACUCAGUCAACCGCAGGUAAAUCCAGAGCCAUGGGCACCAAAUUUCAUGAAUAACGGCGUGGCGUCAGAAUUUUCGAGACGGACCAUGCACCCGCAGUGGAAUACGGGAAUGGCGGAACCGAAUGCACAGCAAGCUACGCCACAAAACUCUGCAAUACGAGCACCGAAUGUUGGUCAGACUAUACAGCAUGUACCACAGCCACGGCAGCCUCAUGUCAUGAUGGUCCCAAGCAUUGCUCAGCCGGCAGUGCCACUGCCCUGGAUGCAAGGUAAACCAAAUAUCGGAAUGCCACUGGUGGCUACGGUCCAGGCCAGAUGGCCUUCGUGGAACAACGGAGCAGUGUCAUUUAUUCCACAGGACGGCACGUCAUUGCAUUCAAACAAUGCAAUGGGGCAAGGGAAUCAAAAUUUCAUGCAGCAGCCAUGGCAAAAUUUAAAUCCUAGUAUUGGAGUGUUUUCAGUGACAACGUACGAGGGUGCGCCAUCGCAGCAGAGUUAUGGAAGGCUGUCACGAAUUCAACUGCAGCCCAUGUCCCAGCCGCACAAUGCAGGAGUACCUGCAGGUAACCACCAGCCAGCAGGGCCAUCUGCCGUGGGUUACAUCACAAGGAACACAAAAGACACACAUCACCUUACUACAACCGUUCAGUAGCGUGGCAGUGCCAGCGAAUGCAAAGUAAUGCAGACCUCGGCUGGCCAACAGCAGAACGAAGGCAGCGUACGAAUUAGAGUGUAUGUAGCUACACGGAUAGGGAAGGAGGGGGGCGGGGUGAGUGGUGUCCGCUUAGCAGCAUACGAAUACACAAAGUUCGCUUCAUAGGAAAGUGGUAGCGACAUGCGUUAUCAACUCCUUAGUUAAUUCCGAUUCAAUUACAAGUUCUCAUCUCUAGAAAUAAAGAUCACUAAACCAUUCACUGUGAUGAAUGAAAAGCAUUUCAGUCUUUUUUUUCUUCUUGUUGCCUAUUGAGUAGAGUUUGCUUCUACUGUUCCAAAUUUUGUAUGUAUGUGCCUAUGUUGCGCCUGUAAAUGAAUGUAAUGCUGACCUCUCCACUGCUCCCCCUCCGCCCGCCAAUAUAACUACGUAAUGCCUUAACGGUGCCUUUAGGAUAUUCGAAU